Messenger RNA from Carya illinoinensis, 510 nucleotides. RefSeq lists its product as uncharacterized. The record is from RefSeq and is a predicted model, not a curated record. The transcript has a single exon. Lineage: Eukaryota; Viridiplantae; Streptophyta; Magnoliopsida; Fagales; Juglandaceae. Bases 1 to 510 code for a protein of 169 amino acids.
AUGAAAAUACUUCAGAGGUAUGAACUUGCAUCGGGUCAAGUCUUAAACAAGGAGAAAUCUUCUUUGUUUUUCAGCACCAACACAGGGGCAGUGGAGAAGAGCAGCAUUUUAAAAGGUGCAGGAGGAGUAGUGUGUGGCAACUAUGAUAAGUACCUAGGACUUCCUGCUAUGGUGGGCAAGUCUAAAUAUAAUACUUUCAGAAGUGUGAAGGAGAGGGUGUGGCAGAAGAUGGAAAGUUGGAAGAACAAAUUCUUAUCUCAAGCUGGCAAUGAGGUGUUAAUCAAGGCUGUUUUGCAAGCUAUCCCCUCUUAUAUUAUGAGUGUGUUCAAGCUACCCAGAAAUUUAUGCUACGAGUUGAAUAUGCUAUGUUCGAGAUUCUGGUGGGGCUAUAAAGAUGAUGCAAGAAAAGUUCAUUGGUGGAAUUGGGAGAAGAUGGGAAUACAGAAAAGUAGAGGAGGGAUGGGCUUCCGAGACUUAGAAAGCUUCAAUUCUGCCAUGUUAGCUAAGUAG